Messenger RNA from Osmerus eperlanus (European smelt), 10006 nucleotides. RefSeq names its product mitogen-activated protein kinase kinase kinase 11. Gene Ontology annotation, biological process: signal transduction; protein phosphorylation. The record is from RefSeq and is a predicted model, not a curated record. The transcript is spliced from 10 exons. Gene Ontology annotation, cellular component: cytoplasm. NCBI's taxonomy places the organism in Eukaryota, Metazoa, Chordata, Actinopteri, Osmeriformes, Osmeridae. The coding region runs from base 1068 to 4181 and encodes 1037 amino acids. Gene Ontology annotation, molecular function: ATP binding; MAP kinase kinase kinase activity; protein binding.
UAGUUCGAGAUUUGGAUGAGGGAACACAGCUAACAAACAGGGACAUAACUGAUUACAAUGGAGAUAUCAUUGCGCUUUUUGGAUAUCGGAUAUAACAACGAGCUUUUCCAAGCUCGGCACUGAAAUCCGGUUACGGACUAUGAAUGGCACUACCUUAAGUGCGUUUCUCCUAAAAAGUAGCCUAAGUAGGUUCGUUUAUCCCUUCCUGUUAGUAACUCGUCGGAUACGAAAUUAUUGUUGGCUAAUAGACAACCUACAGAAGAUAUAGUGUAUUACAGAACGACAGAGCAAAUAUGGAUACAGUUGCGCAAACAGAUGUAGGAUUUAUUGACAUACCGCAAAAAGUUUCGGACAAGACACCGUUAUUCGAGUAGGCUAGUGGAUUUUGGGCGAGUUGGUCAGCUUUGGAACUUGCCGUAAAGCACGGGUUAGCAGGACUGAAUGCUCCUUUCCUGCUAUUCUUCUCCACUCCUCAGCGCUUCCUGCUUACGGUGGCCACUGCACUUAAUGGCUAAAAAUACAAAGAAACUCAAAAUGGACAACGAAAUGGACAUGGGACCUUGCAUUGGAGCUGUAAUUCCCCAAAGUUCUGGGUAGGCUAUUGUAUAGCACCUGUUGAUAAUUGCAUGACACAUCCACACAGGCGACAGUCAGCUUUGUCCUUUGAGAAUAUCAGUAGGCUAUAAAGUCUCAGUCAAUCAUGUGAAAUGUAUUUCUGUGAGUUGUAGUCCUAAAUACAUUUAAUAUAUGGUCAAACGUGCGUGUAAACUACACACCAUACCAGUUGGAAAACAACAGCAAUUUAACUUUUGGACACACUGCAGACUAGGUCACAUUCGUAUCUUUUUAUCUAUCCAUGUCGAUACGAAAGAAAGACCAUUUUUAUUCUGCAAUCUUUGACUAUAUGUUUGUAGCCUCAUUGUUGGCGCGGCCUUUGGACAAAUUUCACUGGUACCCGAUGAACCAACUGGAAAGACAGAACAGGGAGAGAGGCGCAGUCCAGUACUUUAUUUUCAAAUCUCUAGACUACCGAAUCAGACGUUGUCUAAACAUCUGCUUGAGGCUCCAUGGAGCCGCUGAAGAACAUUUUUAGCCGUGGCUCACUGUCAAACUGGAAACAUUUGGAACAAUCACAAAAAGGGAACUUCACCAAUCCGGUGUGGACAGCGCUAUUCGAUUAUGAAGCGGCCGGGAAAGAUGAGCUCACCUUGCGCAAAGGUGACCUCGUAGAGGUUCUGUCGCUGGACUCUGAAAUCUCUGGAGAUGAGGGCUGGUGGGCGGGGAAGGUAAAUAACAAAGUAGGAAUAUUUCCCUCGAACUACGUUUCUUUCAAGCCAAGUGGAUAUGGGAAUAUACAAAGCGGUGCGGUGGUCGGGGAGCUGGGCCCAGCAGUGGGAGUGAGAGAGUUUGAUCCAGAGGCCGUUGAUUUUAGGGAACUAAGCCUUGAGGAGGUCAUAGGAGUCGGUGGGUUUGGCAAGGUGUAUCGCGGUACAUGGAGAGGUGGUUUAGUGGCAGUGAAAGCGGCCCGACAAGACCCAGACGAAGACAUAAGCGUGACAGCCCAGAACGUGCGUCAGGAGGCCCGAUUGUUUGCUAUGCUCACUCACCCAAACAUCAUCGCUCUCAAAGGAGUCUGUCUGCAGGAACCAAACCUAUGUCUCAUUAUGGAAUACGCAUCCGGUGGGCCACUCAGCCGGGCCCUGGCAGGCCGCCGCAUCCCGCCGCACGUCUUGGUGAACUGGGCCGUACAAAUAGCGAGGGGCAUGCUCUACCUGCACACCGAGGCCAUAGUCCCAGUCAUCCACAGGGACCUCAAAUCGAACAACAUUCUGCUGGCCCAGCCCAUAGAGAACGAGAGCAUGGAGGGCAAGACGCUGAAGAUCACCGACUUUGGCCUGGCCAGAGAGUGGCACAAGACCACCAAGAUGAGCACGGCUGGAACCUACGCCUGGAUGGCCCCCGAGGUCAUCAAGUCUUCCACCUUCUCCAAGGGCAGCGAUGUUUGGAGCUAUGGUGUCCUGCUGUGGGAGCUGCUCACUGGAGAGGUACCCUACAGGGGGAUCGAUGGACUAGCUGUGGCCUACGGAGUAGCUGUCAACAAACUCACCCUGCCCAUUCCCUCCACCUGCCCAGAACCCUUCGCCCAGCUCAUGGCAGAGUGCUGGGACCAGGACCCCCACCGGCGGCCUGACUUUGCCUCCAUCCUGUCCCAGCUGACGGCCCUGGAGCAGCAGGUGAUGGAGGACAUGCCCCAGGACUCCUUCCACUCCCUCCAGGAGGACUGGAAGCUGGAGAUCCAGGACAUGUUCGAUGAGCUCCGGGCCAAGGAGAAGGAGCUGCGUUGUCGGGAGGAGGAGCUGAAGCGGGCCGCGCUGGAGCAGAAGUCCCACGAGGAGGUCCUGCGGCAGCGCGAGCAGCAGCUGGCCCAGUGGGAGCAGGACGUGUUCGAGCGCGAGCUCAGCCUGCUCAUCCUCCACAUGAACCAGGAGAAGCCCAACGUCAAGAAGCGCAAGGGCACCUUCAAGAAGCACAAGCUCAAGGUCAAGAACGGCGAGAAGAUCAGCAUGCCGCAAGACUUUAUUCACAAGAUCACAGUGCAGGCGUCUCCUGGCCUGGAGAAAAGAAGGAAUUCUCCAGAUCUGGGUUCCGGCACCUCCCCUUCCAUUGGCCCACGCUUCCGAGCAAUCCAACUCAGUCCCAGUGAGAACAGCAGGGCAUUUGGUCUGAGCUCCAUGUGGCCCCUGGAGGCCCCGCCCGUGAAGCAGGCCAACGGGGACCUGAGGCUGGGCCCCCACUGGAGGCCCCAGAGCCCCAAGAGCCCCAAGAGCCCCAAAGUGCUUCGCCUCAGUCCUCAGGAAAGCAGCCUAUCAAUGAGAGCUAAGCUCCUGGGGAUGGACAGCAAUGAGAACGGAGAUUCCAAGGACGACUUUGAGGAGUACAGACCGCCAACACCCCAGCCUGCCCUAAACGGUUCAUCAGUGAAGGAGCCUCACCGCCUGACAGUACCUCAGGGAGACUCUGGGAGUGAGGAGGGGGGCUCUCCGGCCGGUUCCCCCCAGCCAGAGAGAGGAUUCCUGGGCAGCACUGGCCCGCUGAGGACCACCCACCGGGCUCUGCUGGGAGGGGGGUCUCUCCUGGCCUCCGUGGCCCUGGGACGCUGUCUGGAUGUGCUCCCCCGGGUGCCCCCCAGGACUAACCACGCACCCUUGGAGGAGCUCCACCGGAUACCCUCGGAUAUGGAAAUCGUGGCCCCCAAAUCGUCCGCUUCACCCCUGGAUCCCCCUACGGUGGAAGACCUCAUCACGUUCUCCAUUUCGGAACCCUUCCCGGCUACCCUCUUCGACUUCGCCCUGCACCCUCCCGAGGUGAGGCCCCUGCCCCUCACGCCGCCUCCCCCGAAUCGUCGUGAUCGGAGUAGCCCUCGGACCCCCCAGACACCCCAGACCCCCCCGACACCACGGCAUCACCCGGGGCAGGGCAGCCCGGGGGAGUGGGCUCUGUGCCCCCAUCACAGCAACGGGGAGUUUGGUGGGGAUGUUUGGAGCCCCGGGGUCGACAGAGCGAGGAGGGAGAGCCAAGGACUGCACUCCUCUCAGCUAGUUCUGGACCUGCCCCUGUGCCAAGACACGAUGGAGUCGGAGUAUAAACCCAUCUCCCUGUCCCCCAACCCUGGCCUGGUGAGCCCCACAACACGCCGCCUGGAGGUCAGCGUCAUCCCCCGCCCGCGCCCCUCCCCCAACCGACCUCGCAUCGACCCCUGGAGCUUCAUCUCGGCAGGAGCUGGCAGGCGACAGGCCCGACUCACAGACAGUCACUCGCUGAGCUACCAGCCCUCGCCCACCAACCCCUUCACCAACUGUGACCCCUUCCCUUCCCCAGACUGUGACCCCUUCGCACUCCGGGCAGACCCCGCAAGCACCCCAGACACCCCGUCACCCUUCGACCCCUUCUCUGCCCCCUUUCCCACCUCCCGCUCCGCCCCCUGCUCCACUAAUGGGUCACCGACCCUGCCCACAGUCCGCUUGGGGCCUCUGAACCCGGCCAACUCCCCCAUCAUUGACCUGGGGUGGCCAACCUGCAGUCCACCCCUUGAGGUCACCAAAGAAAAACCCCGACCCCGGAGGACUUUGGGACUCAAACCGUUCAAGUCCCCCACGCAACUCAGAGACGACAGGUUCUAAACCCGACCUCGCCAGCAGGGCAUGAGGUCCGCCUCUCACAUGGAGGUUUUUAUUUGAAUUUGAAAUGAGAGGAAUGCAUCCUUAAUUGGAUAGCCAGAGUGUGUACAUCCUGUAUAAACAGGGAUUUGCAAUCCUUUAAAAUCUCAAAUGUACCAGGCCCUAAUACUCUAGGAGGAUAUUUCCCUGUGGCAACCUAGAGAGCCCAAUCAGUGGAUUCUUCUGCCUAUCAACAACAGUUGCCUUAGGAACCAGGAAGCUACCCAGCCAAUCCUAUGCCGUGUGACAGAGUCAAAUGCCUGAAAGAGGAUUCUUCUCUCAUCUGUCUGCUCCCCUCUCUCUGAAGUGGCAGAUCAGUAGCCAUCUUCAGACUCAAUCAGACUUCUGAUAUCUCCACCUCUCAUCUCUACUACCUUUUGAAGCGUUUUUGACGAUGCUGUCCGGGAUACAGUAAAGCUCGCCUUAUCUGUCACCCACAGGCUCUUUAAGCACACAGGGCAGUCAGCGAGUCUGGUUUUGUGAGCGACUCCAUUCAGUAUUCUGUCAUUGACCUCUUGAAAAGGAUUAACACGUGUAAGGAGUGAGCUGGGAAGAUGUUAAUAAACUAGUAAUGUGUUAAGGACCCCAGUAAGGCUGGGAGCGUGAGUUGGAGCAGUGGUGAGGUAAGAUAGGGUGUUCACUGGGAGAGAGAGCACUCAAAAUGGUUUCAAUAUCCCCCAGAAUUCUUCGGACAAACCAUGGUCCAGACAUCCACCAGGAAGCAGAUAACUUUCCAAUAACAUUCCAAUGAUGGCAUUCCUGGAAUUCUAGUGGUCAUUGGGCUUGUUGGCAACAAAGCGUAAGGGGCGAAGGGAGCAGCCCUGUUAAAUGCCAAAGAAUGUGACUGCUUGUGGGGAUUCAGGGAGAGUGGGAGGGGCCCUAACCGUUGCCUUUUCCUUCUCAUUGGUCGAGUAUCUGCUGUCAUGUUUGGCUCUUACGACUCAGAAUUCAUUGCUAGAUGGAUCCAAAUGUAAGGGCAUUUAUUUCUCCCAGGCAUCAUUUUGAUGGCCCACAGCUAUAAGUGUCGUCAUAAUUGGAGACCCAAUAACAGAGUUCAGAUACAGCCAUACAAAAAGCCGAGUCAAGUCAGUUUAUUUGUAUUUCACGGAUUAAAACAAGCGAUGGUUAACCCAAGUGCUUUACACAGUAAAAGUAAAGGGUAAAGAAAUGUACAAAUGACACCAACAUUUAGUCAUUUAGCAGACGCUCUUAUCCACAGGCAAGUAGGGUGAAGUGCCUUGCCCAGGGACACAACGUCAUGUCGGCACGGCCAGGGAAUCGAACCAGCAACCUUCUGAUUGGUAGCCUGAUUCCCUAACCGCUCAACAUAUCUGACCGCCCAGCAACAAAAUCACUUAUAAACACAUCUGAAACUCACCUAGAAAGCCAGAGAGAACACAAGUUUUUUUUUGCCUGGAUUCAAAAUAUUUGAUGGUGGGGGCAGAUCGAACAUGGAGAGGGAGGUUGUUCCACAACUUGGGCCCAGCCACAGAACAAGCAGGAUCACCUUUUUGCCUCAAACGACUGUUGCAAUGUCAUUGCAGUACUUAAGCUAUUAUGUUCCAGGGAGGAGAGUCCAAUUGAAGUGGGAAACAUUGUCAUUAGACCAAUUCUAACUCUAAUUCUGACAAAGAGCAGUUCCUGAUGAUGGUAAUUAGCCUUGCGACGACGACAGGGUUCGUUUAAUGAAUAACUGAGAUAUUUGGCUAAUUGAGUUUCUCUUGUAUAUUAUAAGGUAUAUUUAAGAGUCUAUUUUUGGUUUAAUGAAUCCGAUGAAGUCGCUAGAGUAGCUUGGGUGAAGAUGUCAGAGGACAUGCCCCACUUUCAGAACGCAACCCUGUAUGGAAAUCGACAGCCUCUCCUGGCUGAGCCUAUCCCUUUGUAGAGCCAAUGAGGUUACAUGUCCGCUUGAUUUUUGUGGUGCCAUUGGCUAAUGAACUACUGACUGGACUGAAUCUCAACCAAUAAGGUGCCUUUCCCUCUCUACCUCCCCUUAUGUGAAAUCAACUGCAAUGAAAUACCUUUCAUUCUUCUUUAUAUCCCAUCUUCUAAUUCUGUUCUAUGCUAACCUGUCCUGAGAAUGACAUACUAGUCCACUCUCAUAAUGUCAGAAGAACAUACCCAGAAUGUAAGUAUUUCUUCAUGUACCAGUUGUACAGAAGACUUCCAGUGAGAUUUAUUUGGGUUGAAAUCAGAUGACUCCAAAGGCUCUAAAAUUAUCCUCUUCAAUGAGGGUUAUUCAUCUGCAAACAUGCAAAGAAAAGUGAUUUUUUUAAAUCAACCAUAAGAGAAAUCUCCAAAAACAAGUAAGGAGGUUUAGAGUAUUUAUGACCAAUAUUUCAAAACCAGUUGUUACAAAAAACUUUGUACUAAGCUGUGACUUUCGUGGCCCUGCCAACCAAUUCCCUGUGAUACAGUGGUCAUAGAUUUAAAAGUAAUAGUGGCCUUAGAAUUAAUCAUGAAUUCAAUUUCUUUUCGCUGUGGCUUUAGUACUGUCACAUCUUCCUAUAUUGACCUUUCAGUCAACCCAAGAGCCCAUGGUGUGUCUACACAACAUAUAUGCACUGUCACAGAGCCUGGAGAUUUAAUAUAAAGCCACUACCCUUGCUUUUUCUCUCCUAUGAGACCGCCCCUAAGAUGUGACAGGUGUGUUAUUGCCUAUAGCCCUAAUCCACAGAAGACACUUUAGUGCCUUGGCUUCAAACAGGCAAAAUCCACAAGAGCUAUAUCCUCUCAUCGCUAUUACGGAGGGUGGAAGUCACGACUUUGACAACUGUGGUUCAAAGAGGAACGAUGUGUGAGGGUUGAGGCGGUGUUGGUUCUUUAUAUGCCGUUCAGUACCCACAAUACCAAGCCCUAACCCACUCACUCUGUGAUCAUCUAGCAUGUCUUAUCUGUAGACCUGGAUAGACCUAAGGUUUAUACUAGCAGCAGUAGUCAGUGUGUUGUUGAGAAAUAAAAAGAGCUCACAACUUUGUUUGGAUGUUGUGGGAUUUCUGUCCUUCCAAGAGCAUAUUUAUUUCCCAACAUUAUAUAUUGGAGAUGUGACUUUACUUGGCUAAAUUAUAGGGUAUUUCUGCCAAAAAUACAGCUACAAAAGCCUGUUUCUGUGGCCUUUUUUCUGGUGCGUACUAACAGAACGAUUCCAUGUAACCUUUACAACAAGCUUUGAGGUAGUCACUAUAUAUUAAUAAAUCAUUUGUAAUCUCAGAAAAACAUAUAUAGAACACCUGCCGCAAUCCCUUUAAGUCUUAUCUCCUUUCAGUGCCACGUUAUUCACCACUUCUCUGAUUCUGUGACCAGUGGCGUGACUGUGACAUGGUUUUUUUGACAGGAAAGCCUGAUUUUCCUGGUUGCCUGUCAGGUCUGGGCCUGUCACCUGACUGACAGCUUGACACAACGGCGCUCCCAAUAAGAAGCUCUUCAGGAGUUGUUUGUGACAUGCCGCUCUUUCGGGCGUCGCCUCAUUCGUCUUUGCAAAUCUGUGCUUUGAACGGUUUUGACAGGGCAAGUGAAACAUACCCUUGCUGAAGAAGUAGGCACGCUUUUACACACACACAGAACAUUACUAGGGUGCUAUUUCGUAUUUCGCUAUUUCGUAGAUUCAGAUUUUUAAUUAUCGUCCCUAAGUGUCCUUGUCAUUCUUCCAGGGGUAGCGGUUAUAGUGACAUAAGCAAAUUACAGUUGCUCGUUUGUUUUUCUUCACUUUGCGAAUCCCACUUAGUUAAUGAAAUCGAUUACUUCAGCCUCAGCCAAGGCACGCUUCUUAUUUACCCAGGAUGAUGGCCCUUUCCCUUACAGUGUAUUUCUCAUAUUGAAUGAUUGAGAAGCUAAAUUAGAAACUCCACAAAUUUGACCCACACGCAAGUUAAAAGCCAUCAGAGUGGCUUUUGUAUUUCUCUCAAGAUGUAGGUUACAGAAAUGCCUGCCCACACCUUUAUUCAGUGCGAUGUCGUCAAACAAACAAACAAACAAACAAAAACACGAUUUAAAACGAAAUUUUACGGUCAUGUGGAGGCGGUUAGACCCCCGAGGUGCCACAGGCAGAAAGGUGUCUGGCCUCAUUCAUGUUUCAGCUCUUGUAAGUAUUAAACAUUAUUUGCAAUCCGUUUCAGGCCGAGGCCUUCAUUUCUCCUUAUACCAUCUGCUGUUCCCGCUCCGAUGAUAACAUUUAGAACCCCAAUUGUGUGCGACAGGGUGAUGGCGACUGAUUUGUUUAAAACACAAUGGAAUGCAGCAGGCCCAGUGUUGAGGUUUUUCAUACAUGCAGGUCUACACGUGUAUUUGAUUUAUUUUAAACAGUUAUUAAGUCCAAGGACUAGGCACUUCUCAUCUUUCCACUGCCAGACUGCUAUUGCUAUUGUCUUGUCUGGAUGUUGACGUCUUGGCAGAACGGACUAGAGAUAAUUUACAAUGAUUUUUGAAAUGUGCAAUUGACAACUUUUUAAUUGUGCAGGACAUGGUAAUAUUUUAAGGCAGUCCUAUAACCGAUUUAGUUAAUUUCAAGAGAUAUGUCUGGAGACGUCAAAGCACUUUGACAUUGACAGAAAGAGGAAGAAGGGAACCCAAUCAGAUUCAUCACUAAAUAUUUGUUUGGCCAUUUGCUUCUUCCCCUGCCUAUUUGGUAACUUUAAACAGAAAGCACACUCAAAGAUUUUUAUUUGGGAAGCUUUAAUAUCCCAAAACCAUCAAGACAUUUUGUUAAAUGACUACCAGCCCAGGUCCAAUUGAACAGACAUGGCUGUAGGAUAUGGCGAAUGGUGCAAUUUCCAGGUUUUUGUGUGGCGGAAAACUAUUCUACUCACAACAUCCGAGUACUGUAAGAACUCCGGCCUGUGAAAGCCUGUGGUUAUUUCUAUGAAGCUUAGGAUAUGGGAAAAAUGCAGAUGAGAUUUUAUAUUUUAUUUAUGAUAGGCACCUUUUUACACACUGGAUUUUUGUUAUGAUUACUACAGACAGAGUCUACUUUAGGAUGCUUGAUAUUGUUUGGCAACGUUUUCAUUCCCUUUUACUUUUAGGUAUUCACUGGAUUAUUUAAAAUUGGAUCAAUUGCUAUUUGAGUAUGGGUGCUUUGCAUGGGAUACUUUUCUUCCGCUUGAAAAAUGUGUUGGAAUAUCCGAUUUUUUGGAUCCUAGUAUUAGAUAUGUAGCAGAAAAAUAUGUCUUCACUUGAUAAUUCUACCCACUUUGAAGGGUUGUUCUGGCCUGUAAAUGAAACUGAAGAAUCUCCCAUAAAGUGUUGCCACAACGUUCCUCUAAGGCACCCAAACUGAACUAUAUGUGCAUAAAACUGCUAUAUUUACCGAGAUAGAGUUGAGGUCUCUGAUAUUGCUUGAAAAUAGUCAACAACCUGGUGUCACCUCAGCUCUGUCUCAGUAGACUAUCUAUUUGCUUUGUGUUUGAGUCAUGUUCCUCUAUGUGUCUACUUUGUUGUUGUAAGGGUGAGCUAUGUAAUGACCAUCGUGUUGCAUUGCAUCGCCAUAAUACAACCCCAGAUUUCACUGUGCCCGUUUAAGAAGUGUGUUUAUCUUUCUUUCUUUUUUUAGGAGGGGGGGGGGGGGGGGCUUUGAGAUAUUUUGUUGUAAUGUUGCAUAUGUUGUGUGUCUGUGAAAUCUCACACUGGGCUGGGCCUAAUCAAACUCUUUUUAUAAUAUUGUGCGUUGUGUGUUUAUCAUUCCAUAUGUGAACAUGUGUUUUGCCAUUUUUGUUGACUAUUGUGAUGGGUUUUAACCUGUGGAAAAAAAGCAACAAGCAAGAAGACCAAAUAAAAUUUUAACAACCAUAAAAUAA